UUCACUCUGGAUAUUCUGAAGAGUCACCCCUUGAUUGUUGCACACUUUUUUCCUGACCAGUGGCUGAUUUGUAGUUUGUACCACCAAAAGAUUCACUGAGUUUUCUCAUUUUUUUCGUAUUUCCCUUUCAUUUCUUAUGUCGGUCAUUUUUGAUAAGGUGCGUCACUUCCGGAUGUCAGAUGGAGCGACAGCAGCGGCUAAAGCGAGGAAACCCUGCUGUGUCGUUUGACAGGUGAUGGGGGCAGACAGUGGCCCGGGAGCUCCUGCUCCCGUCCCGUGGCGUAAAGUCCUGUAUGAACGCCAGCCCUUUCCAGACAAUUAUGUGGACCGCCGCUUUCUGGAGGAGCUGCGGCGCAACAUCCGUGUGCGUCAGUACCGUUACUGGGCGGUGGUGCGUGAGACGGGGCUCAUCGCGCAGCAGGUGUCCUGUGUGGCCCUCUUCCUCACGUUAUGGUCUUGUAUGGAGCGGGGAGCGCUGGUGCCGUCCGCCGUGCUCUGGGUCUGUCUGACCUGUGCUCUGCUGGGAUACGGACUCUAUGAGAUCCUGGGAGGCUCUUGUGUUCGGGAGCGAACGCGCCUGGCAGACCUGCAGAGCGCGACCAUCUUCCUGGCAUUUACUUUUGGGUUUUCACCAGUUUUAAAGACUCUAACCGAGUCAGUCAGUACAGAUACCGUUUACGCCAUGUCAGCUGUGAUGCUCCUGGCUCACUUGGUGUCCUUCCCGUAUGCUCAGCCCAGUCCCCCGGGCAGUCUUUCCCUCAACGCGGCUCUUUUCGGGUCGGUGUGUCUGGCGUCCCGGCUGCCUGGCGCCCUGCACACCUUCACCAUGCUGAGCUGUGCCCUCCUGGUGUUCGCUCUGUGGCCCUGUCUGCUGCACCGCAUGCGGGAGAAGGCGGAGUGGAGCUUCCCGUGGGCGGCCGUGCUGGUGUGUCUGGCUGGAGUCGGGGGUCUGGGGAGCCUGUGGCCCGAGGGGGCUCUUCUCCUCGCGCUGGCUCUGUUAACAUUAACUUUAGUCUGUCCACUGUUGCUGGUUCACCUGCAGAGGCACAAGGACAACAUCCACGGCCCUUGGGACGAGGCAGAGAUUAGAGAGGACCUGUCCCGCUUCCUGAAUUGAAACUGCCUACAGGGUUUUAAGAGCGUUUUAAAUGAUGCUUUUGAUAGACUCCCUUCGGUGGGAUGGGUUUGAGAGUCUUUGCACGUUUCCUAAAAGGAUAGCUAGUUCACCUAAAAAUCUGUCAUCAUUUACUCCCCUGAAGUUGUUACAGACCUGUACGUGUUCCUUUCUUCUGUGGAACAUGAAAGAAAAUGUUUUGAAGAAUAUUGGUAACAUUGGCUUCCAAAAAACACGGGUAUUUCUUAAAAUAUAUACUUUGUGUUCUGCAGAAGAAAGUCAUACAGGUUGCAAAUAAAAAACAAGAGUGUGUAAAUGUAAAUGAUGUAAAUGAUGACAGAAUUGAUAUCUUUGGGUAAGCUAUGCCUUUAAGCUCAGGGAAGAAUAAGAAAGUUACAUUUCAUGUUGCCAAUAUAAAAUACAACUAAACUAUUAAACGGGUGAACCUCAUGAAAA
Molecule: messenger RNA, 1570 nt
Organism: Carassius auratus (goldfish)
Lineage: Eukaryota; Metazoa; Chordata; Actinopteri; Cypriniformes; Cyprinidae
Product: phosphatidylinositol N-acetylglucosaminyltransferase subunit C-like
Exons: 3
Coding region: 236-1117 (293 amino acids)
Biological process (GO): GPI anchor biosynthetic process
Cellular component (GO): glycosylphosphatidylinositol-N-acetylglucosaminyltransferase (GPI-GnT) complex; membrane
Source: RefSeq, a predicted model, not a curated record